Molecule: messenger RNA, 1221 nt
Organism: Limanda limanda (common dab)
Lineage: Eukaryota; Metazoa; Chordata; Actinopteri; Pleuronectiformes; Pleuronectidae
Product: homeobox protein MSH-D-like
Exons: 5
Coding region: 1-1221 (406 amino acids)
Biological process (GO): embryonic morphogenesis; regulation of transcription by RNA polymerase II
Cellular component (GO): nucleus
Molecular function (GO): DNA-binding transcription factor activity, RNA polymerase II-specific; RNA polymerase II transcription regulatory region sequence-specific DNA binding
Source: RefSeq, a predicted model, not a curated record
AUGUCUCAAGCUGAGGAUGUGUAUGUCCCCAGGUUUGGUUCUCAGCUGGGCUCCAGUCAAACAGAAGAACCAAAGCUUGACACUACCAUGGGCCCGCCCAAGUCCUGCCAGAAAGUGGUCAAGUGCCGGAACAAGAGGGAGAGAGAUGGAAAACCUCGGUUUCUUUUAAUAGUCAAAUUACCAGAAUUCAGCAGUUACAGGUUAGCCAGGAAGAAGGUGACACAGGAGGACCAAACACCUGAAGGAUGGACGUCGAAGCCCGCCGAGAACAGGACCUCUGUGACCACAAGAGGGAGCCAGGGUAUGAGCUUCAAACAGGCACGAGACGCCUCUGUCUCCACCGGCAGAGCAGAGACUGGGACUAAUCGCAGCGGGCGCCACACACCUCAGGAAGAUCCCGUUCAGAGCGUCCCAAACACGGCGUCCUAUCACGAGUCAGCCCCCCCCAACCCCUGGAUCAGGACGCAUCACUGGCUCGAAGGAAAAGCCAUGUCUUCGCCGGAGGACUGGAGAGACGAGUGUCCCACAGUCCAGGCUGAACAGACACUGAAGAGGUGCGGGGCGCAGGUGUCCUGUCUGCCCUUCAGCGUGGAGGCGCUCAUGUCGGACAGGAAGCCGUCGGACAGAGACAAGAGACAUGACGCUUUGAAUGAACAUCAGGAGAUCGGGCCUGAGUUACGCCAGCACUUAGUUUCUGUCAAAAGCGAACCCUCGGAGAAAGGGGACGGUGCGUCUUGGAUUUCCAGCUCCAUGACGAUGUCCACGCCACCCCGGCAGCUCAGUCCACCAGUGUGCUCUUUGAGGAAGCACAAAACCAACCGCAAGCCUCGCACUCCCUUCACCACCACGCAGCUCCUGGCCCUGGAGAGGAAGUUUCGUCAGAAGCAGUACCUGUCCAUCGCAGAGCGGGCCGAGUUCUCCUCCUCCCUAUCGCUGUCUGAGACCCAGGUCAAGAUCUGGUUCCAGAACCGACGAGCGAAGGCCAAGAGGCUUCAGGAGGCCGAGGUGGAGAAACUCAAAAUAGCAGCUGGUGUUGGACACAAGACUGUGCUGCACCCAGGCUUCUCGUCUUUAACCUUUCCCCUCAGUGUUAACAUGCAGGCCGGUGCAGCAGCGCUCUACGGACUGGGCUGCUCGUACAGCUGCAGCCCUGUCCACCCUGCUGCACAUCUGGCCUUGUACACCUCACAGGUCGGAUACAGACUCUUCCACCUCUCCUGA